Manacus vitellinus (golden-collared manakin) is the source of this 2060-nucleotide messenger RNA. Its product is annotated as KIAA0040 ortholog. NCBI's taxonomy places the organism in Eukaryota, Metazoa, Chordata, Aves, Passeriformes, Pipridae. The coding region runs from base 97 to 432 and encodes 111 amino acids. The transcript has a single exon. The record is from RefSeq and is a predicted model, not a curated record.
CAUCCCAGGACACUUGUGGAGCCCACGAGCUGCUUACAGGAGCUGAAGGUAUCCCAAGGGACCUUUGCGGAGCAAGCAGCCUACUCAGAAGCCGACAUGCAGCAGAAGAUCAGCUCUUUCUUCAAUUCCAUCUUGGAGCUCAUCCGCACCAAGCACGAGGAAGGCAUCUUCAACACCGUCUGCCUGGCCGUGCUGCUGGGUCUGCCCUUGGUCGUCCUCAUCGCCUUCAUUUUCAUCUGCUGCCACUGCUGCUUCUGCAGACGGAGGAGAGAAGGCUCGAGGAAAGGGGGCCCCAGCAGCAACGGGCAGCUGCACGCCGAGAGGAACAAGAAGAAAAAGAAGAAGAAGAAGAAGCAGGAUGAAGAGGACCUGUGGAUCUCGGCUCAGCCCAAGCUGCUCUUGCUGGACAAGAGGCCCUCCCUGCCCAUCUAGCAGACAGGAGGGUGUUCAGGCCUUCUCCUCUGAGAUGCCACCAGUCCUUACAGCUGUGCACCAGGAGGGGCAGGGAGAUGCCAAAGCUGCUGCCGCUUUGUGGUGACUUUUGACAGAGGCUGAGCCCAGCGUGUUGAAGGGCCAGCAGAGAGAGCAAGGCAGUCGGGCACAGGUUAUACAAGCCCCUUUUCCUCCACCCUGACACCGCGCCCAGAGUCAGAGACCCCUGCAAAGGACAGGUGAGCAUGCAAGGGUGACCUGCCACUGGGCCAUACAUGCCUCCUGCCACGAGCACAGCGCACACUCACCAGGCUGGCACCCAGGGAACGGGGGGCAGGCUCUCCCUCUGCACUCGUAUCGCAAGCACAGGCACCGUGGCACAGACAGGGGCGCGCAGGACAACGUGCACCCAAAGACCACCUGCACGCUCCCCCUGCUCAAACACGGACAGCCACAAGUGAAGCAGGCACAGACACGCCUCGUUUGCUUACCCUGCCGUGGGGAUGGCACAGCUUGACUGUCUGGGCUCUGUCCAAACCCAGCUCGCUUUGGAGGUGCAAAGAAAGCCAAGCACUGAGUUACCCCACGGCUCAAAGAUGUGCCAUCUCCCUGGCUACCCGACCAAAAGCACCUGAGAGCAUCUGAAGCCAGAUGCCCUCAGCCCAACCUUAGAGACCUCAUGACACCAUCCUAAGGCAGCACAGCAGAAGGAUGCCUGGCCACCCAGGCUAGAGGCAGGGAGGAGAGAGGAGGCUGCCAGACCAGCCCUUUUGCACCAGCACUUAAAAAAACCCCUUCCUUGAAAGACUUUUUUAUACAAACUUGCCAUUAAAGAGCCCACCACGCUACUGCAACAGCGGAAACACAAGCUGAGGCUGUGUAAAAGCUUAGCUACGGGCAUUAGAGUUAUUUAUUGAAUGACUACUAAAGAAGAGCAGGACCAAAGGCCCCUCUGGAGCAGGGCCGGGCACACCGAAGCAGUAUUGAAGCAGCAGACACGCUGUCCUGGCACACUCAGCCGUCCUCUCUCCCUGCAGCCCUUGUGCCACACAGGAGACACACACAGACCCACGAGCCGAUGCCACACGGGCACCUCUGUGUGCCACACUGAGGGCUUCUCUACAGCUGUCAGGCUGGACAGCUCUGGGAUUUGGAAUGUGUUGUACGAGCAAAGUAAACUCCAUGUCCACAGUCAUGCCUUACCCAGGGAUCCAUCAUACAGCUGGACCCUGCACCCCUGUCCAUCCUCAUGUCCCUUGGAACAAUGGCUCAGCCUGGGCACAGCAGCUAAUGGAACCAGCCACAGCUCUCACCCCUGCUGGGGUUUUGUCACUGCUCCCCUAGACUUGUGUGCCCACCCGUGGGCUGGGAGUCUCCUGUGUCUUUCCCCUCCACCAGUCUCUGUCUCCCCCAGCUUGUUUUGCCAUGCAUGUGUGUGACGAGAAGCCUCACCACAUCGGCUUUUUGCCCUGUCUGUACACUGGAUGCCUUCCUUCGGUUUCCUUUCAGUUCCUAAGCUGCUGGAGCAGACCAGAGCUGCCAGGAAGAGCCAGACAUCUGGGGAACAAGCAGCCAAAGCCACGUGGGCAAGCCCGGACAGAGCUGCCGGACACAACCGCUUCCAGCCC